This is a messenger RNA of Musa acuminata AAA Group (dessert banana), 1850 nucleotides long. RefSeq names its product GATA transcription factor 5. Gene Ontology annotation, molecular function: sequence-specific DNA binding; zinc ion binding. The transcript is spliced from 3 exons. Gene Ontology annotation, cellular component: nucleus. Bases 112 to 1431 code for a protein of 439 amino acids. Lineage: Eukaryota; Viridiplantae; Streptophyta; Magnoliopsida; Zingiberales; Musaceae. The record is from RefSeq and is a predicted model, not a curated record. Gene Ontology annotation, biological process: cell differentiation; regulation of DNA-templated transcription.
AGUAACAGUGACGAGAGGAGAGGCGAUGUAGUGGUGAGUGGUAUAUGACGGUGGUGGUGGAGGAGGGGCAUUUCGAUAGUUGUCGUGCCCACGGAAUUCGACAGCCAUUCAAUGUUCCACCAAACCCUCAUCCCCUCCUCUGUCUCUUCGUCGCCUUCCUCCACUCUGUCCUCUCUCUUCUUCAACCCUUCUUCUGCCUCUUUCCCUGUCCUUCUUGGCCCUCUUCAGCCGCCUUCUCUUGUUCCUCCUCUGGUCUACUCCAGCUGCACACAGGUAGAAAACGAGGCGAGGAUGGAGGAAGCGCUGAAGAGUAGCUUGAGGCCGGAGAGCGGUUUGUCCUCUGGUCAACAGCAACAACAUCAGCAUCAGCGGCAGCAGAACAAGGGGACGUUGAGCGAGGAGGGAGGCUGGUCUGCGGAAAGAGGUAACCUUUGUGGCGAGGGGUUCUCGGUGGACGACCUCCUCAACCUUGGUGACUACGCUGAGAACGACAAGGAAGCAGAGGUGACGGAGGUGAGGGAAGAAGUGGAAGCCAAAGCCGAAGUUGCUGAUGCAGAGCACAGGGGAAUAAGCGACUCCAACUCCUCUUCUCCUUGUUCCUCCACUUCGGCUCUUUCCUUUCAGCCACUGCCGCCUCCACCUCCGCUUUCUGAUAUCAGUCUUCCAGCACACGAUGUUGAAGAGCUGGAAUGGGUAUCUUACAUCAUAGACGACUCCCUUUCGGAGUUUCCGCAUUGCCCCGCCGUCGGCGGCGACCACUUCCCUUCGCCGCCUCAGUCCCACAAGAAAACAGAGGAACCCCCAGCUGCAGCACCACAAGUUGCCUCCUCUUUGGACUCUGCCGUAUGUGGACUCUCCACAGAAGGCAUGGCAUCGGUGAAGGCCAAGCGCAGCAAGCGCCACCGCCCGCGCCCUGCCCACUCCCCCGCGCGGUACAUGUCCGUUCCGGUCCUAUUCGCCGACUCCAUGUCCUCACCCACCAACACCUCCAGCUCGGCGUCUUCCUCAAGCUCCACCUCAUGCCUUAUAUAUGACCACCACCCCGUUGCCGGCGACGACCAAAGCUUCCUGCUCCACGAGGUCCCGCCGCCGCCCCUGGCCUCCGCCACGAAGCCCGGUCCGAAGAAACGCGGCCGCAAGCCCAAACUGUCCCCCACCGCAUCCGGCUCCGGCGAUCGCCGCUGCAGCCACUGCGGGGCCCAGAAGACGCCGCAGUGGCGGGCCGGCCCGCUCGGCGCCAAGACGCUCUGCAACGCCUGCGGCGUCCGGUUCAAGUCCGGUCGCCUCCUCCCCGAGUACCGCCCCGCCUGCAGCCCCACCUUCGUCAGCCACAUCCAUUCCAACAGCCACCGCAAGGUCCUCGAGAUGCGCCGUAAGAAGGAGGCGCAGCUCCCCCUCUCCCCCGCCUCGGCGCCGGUCGCCUCCUUCUAACCCGGCCGGUCCAAGCCCGGUCCGGGUGUACAUUUUGGUCUCUCUGUCUCUCCCCGUUCAUUUAGUAUUUAGUCUCCCUCUCUGUACCGGCUUUUCUUGUUCCCCUCCUUAGCUUGCUUUCCCUUAGGCUAUAGCGGUGUUGCAAUCUUUCAUAUUAUUUGUAGAGAGUGUAGGAAGAAGACGAAGAUAAAGCUGUGGCAUUGAGUGCCUUUGUUAGUCUAGAAAUACAUCAACACUCGGGCGGAUGCUGGAAGUGGAAUUGGGUUCAGCAGCGAGCGUGUUGCAUAUUCCCCUUGGUUUCUGCUCCGCUGGUUUCGUCUUGUUUGGAUGCAGUGUCAGUCUCUGCUACAUUUGUUGUUUUCACUGUGUAUCUUUGGCUGAUACCUCCGCCUCAUGAAUGCACACAAGAAAAUGCGACA